AUGUCAGGCUAUCCAGGUGGUCACAACGACCACUAUGACGAAGCUUACGGUCAUCACGGCAGCAACACUCAAGGAAAUGCGGACUCGUAUUAUCAGGACGAUCAGUACUAUGAUAAUGGUUACGAUGCCCGUGGGGGCCACGGAGGUCAAAACGGAGAUGGGUAUUAUGAUGAAUCCGGCUAUUAUAAUGCCGAUCCGAAUAAUCCUUAUCAUCAAGAUGGUGGCUACUACGAUGGGCAUGACCAGUAUCAAGAUGAAUACUACAACGGCCAAGGUGGCUACUACGAGCAGGACUACAAUCAAGGCUACGGUGGACACGGCGGCCGCCAUGGGUCUGAGGAGGAUUCGGAGACAUUUAGCGACUUCACAAUGAGAUCGGAUAUGGCUCGCGCCGCCGAAAUGGACUAUUACGGCCGCGGAGACGAACGUCAUAACAGCUAUGGUGAUGGCCAACGUGGUUAUCGACCUCCUUCCUCACAGAUUUCGUACGGUGCCAAUCGCUCCUCCGGCGCAUCGACCCCCAAUUAUGGAAUGGACUAUGGCAAUGUGCUUCCAGCUGGCCAGCGCUCCCGGGAACCAUAUCCCGCCUGGACAUCUGACGCUCAAAUUCCAUUGUCUAAGGAAGAAAUCGAGGAUAUCUUCUUGGAUCUCACCGGAAAGUUUGGAUUCCAGCGUGAUAGCAUGAGGAACAUGUACGACCACCUUAUGACUCUACUUGACUCCCGUGCUUCCCGCAUGACGCCUAACCAAGCAUUGCUUUCUCUCCACGCCGACUACAUCGGAGGCGACAAUGCCAAUUAUCGCAAAUGGUAUUUUGCGGCUCACCUCGAUCUAGACGAUGCUGUUGGUUUCGCCAACAGUACAACCAAGGGCUUACGCCGCAAAGCCAAGAAUAAGAAGAAGAAGAAGAAGAAGAAUGCGGACGAAAAUGUCAACGAAGCUGACGCGCUCCAGGAUUUGGAAGGGGACGAUAGUUUGGAAGCGGCCGAGUUCCGCUGGAAGACUCGCAUGAACCGCAUGUCACAGCAUGACCGUGUCAGGCAGAUUGCCCUCUACCUCCUUUGCUGGGGCGAGGCCAACCAAGUGCGAUUCAUGCCGGAGUGCUUGUGUUUCAUCUUCAAGUGUGCAGAUGACUAUCUUAAUUCCCCCGCUUGUCAGGCCCUUGUUGAGCCAGUUGACGAGUUCACUUAUUUGAACAAUAUCAUCACGCCUCUCUAUCAGUAUGUUCGCGAUCAGGGAUAUGAGAUUCUUGAUGGCGUGUAUGUGCGCCGCGAACGUGAUCACAAACACAUAAUUGGAUACGAUGAUUGCAACCAGCUCUUCUGGUACCCAGAAGGCAUUGAGCGCAUCGUUCUACAAGACAAGAGCAAACUGGUUGAUGUACCGCCGGCAGAGCGCUACAUGAAGCUGAUGGAGAUCAACUGGAAGAAAUGCUUUUUCAAAACAUACAAGGAGUCGAGAUCCUGGUUCCACCUUCUCGUUAAUUUCAACCGAAUUUGGAUCAUUCAUCUCACAAUGUUUUGGUUUUAUACAGCACACAACGCCCCGUCACUUCUUGUCGGCAAAGAUUAUCAACAGCAGCUGGACCAACAGCCGCCUGGAUCCAGACACCUCGCAGCUGUCUCUAUUGGCGGAGCCAUAGCAUCCCUUAUUCAGGUUUUGGCCACCCUGGCUGAAUGGGCGUAUGUUCCCCGUCGAUGGGCUGGCGCCCAGCAUCUCACCAAGCGCCUUCUUUUCUUACUCCUCAUCUUCGUCAUCAACAUUGCCCCAGCGAUCAAGGUUCUCUUCAUGCCCACCAAGCUAAAACAGUCGGGUGAUGUCGAUGUCGAUUACAUCAUUGGUAUCGUCAACUUCAUUGUGGCAGUAAUUACCUUCUUAUUCUUCUCAGUCAUGCCUCUAGGUGGCUUGUUUGGUAGUUACUUGACCAAAAACUCGCGUCAAUAUGUCGCAAGCCAAACAUUCACAGCCAGCUGGCCACGUCUGAAAGGAAAUGACAUGGCAAUGUCUUUUGGACUAUGGCUGACUGUUUUUGGGGCCAAAUUUGGAGAGUCGUAUGUAUAUCUUACACUCUCCUUCCGAGACGUUAUUCGGUACCUGUCAAUCUUCAAGCCCAAAUGCAUCGGUGACAAUAUUGUUCAGACAUAUUUGUGUACCAACCACACAUACAUUUUACUGGGCCUCAUGGCGUUUACAGAUUUAAUCUUUUUCUUCCUGGACACUUACCUCUUCUAUGUCCUUUUGAACACAAUUUUUUCUAUUGCCCGAUCUUUCUAUAUCGGCUCCUCAAUUUGGACACCUUGGAGAAACAUAUUUUCUCGUUUGCCCAAGCGUAUUUACUCCAAGGUUUUGGCAACUACGGACAUGGAGAUCAAGUAUAAGCCGAAGGUGCUGAUUUCGCAAGUCUGGAACGCCAUUGUCAUUUCAAUGUAUCGUGAGCAUCUGCUGGCGAUAGAUCACGUACAGAAACUGCUUUAUCACCAGGUACCUUCUGAGCAGGAGGGGAAAAGGACGCUGCGAGCCCCUACAUUCUUCGUUUCACAGGAAGAUCACUCUUUCAAGACCGAGUUCUUUCCAAGUCAGAGCGAAGCGGAACGCCGAAUCUCGUUCUUCGCCCAGUCGCUGUCGACUCCUAUUCCCGAACCGCUUCCUGUCGACAAUAUGCCGACUUUUACAGUUAUGAUCCCACAUUAUAGUGAGAAAAUUCUUCUCUCACUUCGUGAAAUCAUUCGCGAAGACGAGCCAUAUUCACGCGUCACGCUGUUAGAGUAUCUCAAGCAAUUGCACCCGCAUGAAUGGGACUGUUUCGUGAAGGAUACCAAGAUUCUUGCAGAUGAAACCGCUCAGAUGAAUGGCGACCCGGAAAAGGAUGAAAAAGACACCGCCAAGAGCAAAAUUGACGACCUCCCCUUUUACUGUAUCGGGUUCAAAUCGUCUGCUCCCGAGUACACGCUGCGAACUCGCAUCUGGGCUUCACUUCGCUCGCAGACGCUAUAUCGUACCAUUUCUGGUUUCAUGAACUACAGCCGAGCUAUCAAGUUACUCUACAGAGUAGAAAACCCUGAAGUAGUGCAAAUGUUUGGGGGAAAUUCGGAUAAAUUGGAACGAGAACUUGAGCGAAUGGCUCGCCGGAAGUUCAAAAUUGUCGUUUCGAUGCAACGCUAUUCGAAAUUCAAGAAAGAAGAGAUGGAGAAUGCUGAAUUCCUGCUUCGCGCCUAUCCUGAUCUUCAGAUCGCUUAUCUGGACGAGGAACCCCCCCUGGCAGAAGGUGAUGAGCCAAGACUCUAUUCAGCUCUCAUUGAUGGGCAUUCUGAGAUAAUGGAGAACGGAAUGAGGCGACCCAAAUUUAGAAUUCAGCUUUCGGGUAAUCCUGUCUUGGGUGAUGGAAAAUCUGACAACCAGAACCACUCGUUGAUUUUCUAUCGGGGGGAAUAUAUCCAACUUAUCGAUGCCAACCAAGACAACUACCUGGAAGAGUGUCUCAAAAUUCGCAGUGUCCUUGCAGAAUUUGAGGAAAUGAAAACGGAUAACGCCUCACCGUAUACACCCGGUGUCAAGAACGAGAUCAGGACUCCAGUUGCUAUUCUUGGCGCCAGAGAGUAUAUUUUCUCCGAAAAUAUUGGUAUUCUGGGCGACGUGGCUGCUGGAAAGGAACAAACAUUCGGCACACUUUUUGCGAGAACUUUGGCUCAGAUUGGAGGCAAGCUUCACUACGGUCAUCCGGAUUUUCUGAAUGGUAUCUUCAUGACUACCCGCGGUGGUGUGUCAAAGGCACAGAAAGGUUUACAUUUGAACGAGGAUAUCUUUGCCGGCAUGAACGCUAUACUUCGCGGCGGACGCAUCAAACACUGCGAGUACUAUCAGUGUGGAAAGGGCCGUGAUCUUGGUUUCGGCUCCAUCCUGAAUUUCACCACGAAGAUUGGAACAGGUAUGGGCGAACAGAUGCUCUCCCGCGAGUAUUACUACCUGGGAACACAACUGCCGUUAGACAGAUUUUUGUCUUUCUACUAUGCCCACCCCGGUUUCCACGUCAACAAUAUGUUCAUCAUGCUGUCAGUACAGCUGUUCAUGUUGUGUCUGAUCAAUUUUGGUGCCCUGAGGCACGAGACAAUCCCUUGCGACUACAAUCCUGACAAGCCCCACACCGACCCGUUGUACCCUACUGGUUGUGCCAACACCGACGCAGUGAUGCAGUGGGUACAGCGCAGUAUCUUCUCUAUCUUCUUCGUGUUCUUCCUAUCCUUCGUGCCUCUAAUUGUUCAGGAACUCACGGAACGUGGUAUGUGGCGUGCUUUGGUCCGCUUCCUGAAGCAGUUCUUUUCUCUGUCUCCAUUUUUCGAGGUGUUUGUUUGCCAAAUUUACGCGAACUCCGUGCAGCAGGACCUUUCAUUUGGUGGCGCUCGAUACAUUGGAACAGGGCGAGGUUUUGCUACAGCCCGUAUCCCAUUCGGGGUACUCUUCUCCCGUUUUGCUGGGCCUUCGAUCUAUUUUGGUGCCAGAUUAUUGAUGAUGUUACUCUUCGCAACGAUUACUGCUUGGCAAGCCGCGCUGACCUACUUCUGGAUCACGCUUCUUGGGCUUACAAUAUCUCCGUUCUUAUACAACCCACACCAAUUUGCAUGGAACGACUUCUUCAUCGAUUAUCGGGACUUCCUCCGUUGGUUGUCCAGGGGCAAUUCAAGGAGCCAUGGGCAAUCCUGGAUUGCCUUUUGCCGCCUUUCGCGCACAAGAAUCACGGGAUAUAAGCGCAAGGCUCUCGGUGAAGCAUCGGCAAAGCUAUCCGCUGAUGUUCCACGAGCUGCUAUUGCCAACAUUUUCUUCACGGAGAUAUUCACGCCUUUAUUGCAAGUUGUCUGGACGAUGAUACCCUAUUUAUUUAUCAACGCGCAGACCGGCGUUGAACAAUUCAAUAAUGAGGACAUUAACAACGUGGAGAGCUACUUGAAACCUACCGCCAGCCUCAUUCGAGUACUUGCUAUCGCCUUGGCACCGAUCGGUAUUAACGCCGGCGUACUAGCAGCAAUGUUUGGAAUGGCCUGCUGUAUGGGUCCCGUACUAAGCAUGUGCUGCAAAAAAUUUGGCAGCGUGCUUGCAGCUAUUGCCCACGCUAUGGCGGCUGUUAUUAUGCUGAUCAUGUUUGAAGGCAUGUUUUUCUUGGAGGGCUUGAACUUUGCACGAACGCUGGCCGGUAUGAUAGCUGUGAUUUCAAUCCAGCGGUUCGUCUUCAAACUCAUCGUGGCAAUUGCUCUGACCCGCGAGAUGAAAACCGACCAGUCCAACAUUGCAUUUUGGACGGGCAAAUGGUACUCCAUGGGCUGGCACUCUUUGUCGCAGCCAGGUCGCGAGUUCCUUUGCAAAAUCACAGAACUCAGCAUGUUUGCCGCCGAUUUUAUCCUCGGGCAUUGGCUGCUAUUCAUGAUGCUACCGGUCAUUCUAGUUCCGCAGGUGGACAAGCUGCAUUCGAUGAUGCUCUUCUGGCUGAAACCAAGUCAGCAAAUUCGACCACCCAUUUAUUCUAUGAAGCAGUCUAAAUUGCGUCGUCGACGAGUUACUCGAUAUGCCAUCCUCUAUUUUGUUUUAUUGGUCGUUUUUGUUGGCCUCAUCAUUGGACCGGUCGUGCUGAAAAAGGCAAAUGUGUUGAAACCUGACGACUUCAAGAAGUGGUACAAGGAUCUCAAGAUCAGUGACAUGCGUCUCAUGCAGCCCAACUUCCUAAACAAUAAGAACACACAUCAAAGUUCAGAGACUGGUACAGCCAACCCAACCUACUCAUACCCGUCCAACUACGACACUUCGUCAGAGUCUGGCUCCUCGGCACAAACAACAUCCUAA
Molecule: messenger RNA, 5829 nt
Organism: Metarhizium album ARSEF 1941
Lineage: Eukaryota; Fungi; Ascomycota; Sordariomycetes; Hypocreales; Clavicipitaceae
Product: beta-1,3-glucan synthase catalytic subunit
Exons: 3
Coding region: 1-5829 (1942 amino acids)
Biological process (GO): fungal-type cell wall polysaccharide biosynthetic process; (1->3)-beta-D-glucan biosynthetic process
Cellular component (GO): plasma membrane; 1,3-beta-D-glucan synthase complex
Molecular function (GO): 1,3-beta-D-glucan synthase activity
Source: RefSeq, a predicted model, not a curated record